CGACUGUUAUUAGGGACCAUGGAGUUCUCUUUUCAUAGAUACAUUCGGCUUUGUUCGUUUGUCCUUGGUCAUUAAAAAAAAAAGCUUGUAGAAAAUAUUCGCAUAAAAUCGACUUGGGUGUAUUUUUCAAGAAACAUACAGUAGCAUUCCAAUACUUGCAGUCAAUGAAAGCUGUGCUAAGAAUACCACAUGGAUGGAGUCAAUUUUUGUUUGAGGUCUUAUUAUUUGUUCUGAUACCCCCUGCCUCCUCCUUGCCCUUCGUUCCGUCCAGAAGCUGCCGCCCUCGUAGGAUGGAAUCGAGAACACACCCUUCUAACCUCCAGGCUGAAACACGUGCGUUCCUAUACCAUAUAUGGCCAAUGGCAGCUGUGGAAGGCCGUGCUUACAGAACAGGAAUGUUGAGUUACGGGAUGUAGUCGAUUGUGUGACGAAUAAGCCGGAACAGGCACGACCUUCGCUGGAGGGACUGAGGAAAAUCGGCGUUCCGAUGUGUGCCAGGAGAAAUUAUGCAAACGGAAGCCGACCUGCCACCAGUCACUGACUUGCCAAUUCAAGAGUGUUCGACUGUGACGAGAGUUGCCCUUGAGGAAGAGGACCCUGAGACCAUCACGAUGACGGUCAAAGAGGAGGCAGAGGCUGACCACGCCGCGGAACAGCAAGUGUUGAGUGACAACUCCGUGCUGCCUCCGUUGGAGGCGUCAACUGGGGGCGGCGCUGUAGAGAAAGAAUCUCAAGAGUUCAGCUUGAUGACUCAACAGCGACUGACAGAGUCACCCACAAAUGUUACAAGUACUCCUGCGAUCUGUUCUCCCCAGGGGGCGAAAGAUCAAGACAGACAGCAGCAACAACACAGGGUAGACAGGGGACGAAGCAGAGGUCGCCGUCGAUCACGGUGGAAACUGAAGUUCCAUCACCAAGCUCUUCCCCCGGAGUAUCUGGAUCACUACGAGGCAUCCAUCGCACAGCAGGAGGCCAACAGGGUAUCAGGUGACAAGCAGAAUUCCUCCACCAAUGAGAAGACAGCAUCAGGUUUGAGAAUACCCUCUGACAAAACAGGAUCAUCAGUUGGUGAGAAAUCUGCAAGGUCGCCCAUCCACUGCCUUCCUGUCAAGAUCGAGUCUGACGCUCACUCCGCGCAGUUCUCAGCCUCUGCUCCACUGAUCUUGAACACCGGAGUGUCCCCAGCGGAACAACUCAAGAUUAUCCCUUUGCAGACUUUAGGGUUAGGCAGAAGUGAUGGUGAGAUCAUAGCAAGGUUACAGAAUGACUUCCAGAAACACGCUGUUGACGAUGAAGUGAGUAUAAUAAAUGAGAGGAAACCAGUGCCAAAUCUGAACGGAAACAAAUGUGUGCAGCAGGGUAAAGGACUCUUAGGCUCCCUGUUGUCAAGCAGUCAACAGUCUGAGUCAGGAUGUGGAAACAAAAGUGUUCCUCCGUUGGACAGCAUCAAGAGACGGUCUUCCGUCAUCAUGUCAUCCUCUUCAGCAAAUGGCAACAGCACUAAAAUGGCCGCUCCGUCAACUUCACAGCAUCAUAAUGCAAAUACUACGGUGAACAAAGUGAUGAAGUAUCAGGAUCUGCCCUAUAUGGGCGAGAUAACACUUGACAACAUGAAGCCGAGGCGAGGUAGGAAGCCGAAGAAGGCAGAUAUUUGUCACCUCAUUUACAAGAAUUAUGGGACUAUAUUUCCUGGGGCUCCUAACAGUGCCAAUCUGGCAGAAAUGGAGGAGCAGACUGCUAGCAGACGUAGACCUCAGCAGGAGAGCCACGCUACAAAGGCCAAGCCUGAAUUGGCAUCGAUUACACAGUCGGGUAUAAAGUGCAAGACCAUCGAGUCUUUACGAGAAGGUGCUCAGAUCAAUCACGCUGACGUGCAGAACAGAAUCAUCAGCAGUCUGCUGGAAAAGAGGCUGACGGCUGCAACGCAGCAGGAUGCUACCAGAAAGAACAUGUUUUCGAAUAUCCAUGACUCGAACUAUAGCGGGGCAUGGAACAGGAGGACCGCACCCGUUCCACCCGUGUCACCCUCACCGACAGUGCCUUGCAGCGACGAGCCCUUGAACCUGUGUGUGAAAGAUUUAAAUCAACUUAAGAUAAGACUCCUGAGAAAACAUGGAAACUUUUACGAGCCUCGUAGUUCUGCUGCUGCGACAAACAACACGAAGCCAGGUCCAUCUCCUGUAUCUAUUAAGAGCGAACCAACUCAUAAUUCAUCAUCUAGUGACCUGGAGGAGUUGUUGGAAAUCAGUGAUGAUUCUCCAAAGCUGACUUGCACACCAGAUGGCAGCAGGAACCACACCCCAGUUCGAAAUGUGGGACCGACUGAUCCUUUUCCUCCUACUAUAGCAGGGCUGACAUUUCCCUCACCGCCUGAGUUUCAGGUCCCUGGAACAAAUCUUCCAGGUGGAUAUGUUUACUGGCCAGGUGCUGGAGUGUUUGUUCAUCCCAUGGCUUUGCAGUCACAGCUCCUGUACUACCAGAAGCUUGGGGCAAUACCUCUUGUUUCAAUGUCACCCACAGAUCAAUCUAUUUCAGGCCAGGCAUUUAUCCCCACUACCCCACUCCCAGUUCCCCACAUCACACCAGCCCCAAAUUGUCCCUUACCACAACAAGUAAAUACUAAGACAACAAAUACACAAGUUAAACCAGAACAGAAACAAGCAGCGUCUUCCAACAACCCAAGAAAUCUUAUACCAAAAGCUUUUUCUACGAUGCUAAGUCCUCCUAACUCUGGGAAGCCUUGCGGAGUGAUGCCGUCAGAGUUGACAUUCCCACGUAUGAAGAGGCUGGCUCCGUUAGGUAAUCCACCUCCAGCCUCUGGAGGCACAGGCACCAAGAGGAAACGUUCAGCCAUAUUUAUUCCUCCUAUGCCGAGCGAAAACAAUACAAAUCCCACGACAGAAGUUAGCAUCUGCAAAUUCAAGUUUACCGGCGGGGCAAAACCUAGUCUGCAGGAGAAGAAAAUGUUGUCAGUGGAUUCUGGAGGAAACUUCCGCUACUACAGUGGCACAGGUGAUAAAUCCAUGCGUGGAUAUGAGUUCUUCCCAAGAGAAUCUCUCCAACAGUCUGCAGGAGCCAGCAGAGGUUCUCCAUCUGAGCACUUCCUUGCAGCUGCUUCAUCUGCCAUUAUAGGAAAUGAUAAAAUUCCUGUUGUUCCUUCUACGCCAGGAAAUGCAUUGCGGGACAGUGCGUUAGUAGGAGGGUUUCAGUUAGACGAGCAUCAGAAAUAUCUGUCAACACCAGGACUUCCGACAGAUACCAAGCCCACCGGUUCGCCUUCGGGUGAUUUUACUCGAUCGUUGUCUUCUGAGAUGGACGCAUCGCAGAAAUCUUCAGAUGGGAGAGGAGUUUAUUUCGAUCCCCAGGGAUUAAAAAAGAAAUGUGAGAGUGGUGAGAAAAUUGACGGUGGAGGGUUCGGUAAUGACCACGGUGGACAAGGAACUGGUUCGCAGCAUUUCCGCUUGCAGAGACGCAAAAGAAAGACCCGGAAGUCUCUGGCGCGCGAGAAACUCGAGCAGACAUUCAAGGAGAAGGGUUUCCUCAUUCAGACGCAGCAGCUAGAGUCAGCGGAAGGCGCCACGUACUGCAAGUUCCGUCAACUCCGCAAGUUCACUCGUUACUUGUUCCGCAGCUGGAAAGACUACCUUCCGGGCAACGUGAGAGAAAUGUCAGUAGCAGCAGGUGUUGCUGGACCAGGUGAUGGAUCUCCUCCACCCCCUGGAGACUCUGAACUUGAGGGUGAAUUAUCAAGUAACCCCCCAACCCCUACCUCAACGACACAGUCUGCCCUUAUAGAGGACUCCUCUCAACAACCUCCAACCUCAUAGCUGUCGAAAUUAAUAAUUAUUAUAUUGUUAAGGAAAUGCAACUGGUGGGACGUAUUUCGUGAGCAGUACGUCAGACACAUUACUGUCACUUUUUAUAGUUAUUGAAUUUUGUUCUGUAAAUGGGUUAUGUAGGAUGUUAAAAAUCCAUGGCACUAUGCAAGAUAUUUUUUUUUUUACAUUAAAUUACACCCAAAUGUGUAGCGUGAAGAGUAAUGUUCAUUUAUGUGCUCUAAAGGUGGAAGCGUCUCUGUACUACCAUGCAGUAUCACGUUCCUCUCAUUUUGGUAAGUGGUGUGACUCCAGCGAACACUUUUGGAUCUCAGCAUCCAAAGAUCGAAGAGGGAGGAUGGAGAGAAUUGUAUUUCUCAUCAGAUAUUAUUUACUGAGAUCAAAUCGAGUAGGAAGAGUUGGGCAGGGCAUAUAGGGGCUCAUGGAAACCUUGAGGAAAGACACCAGUUGGGAGAAACAGGUGUCGUAGUUUUGCCAUGAAUUAAUUUACUUACUGUAGUUGUACUGUCCACAUAAUAAUUAGCCGAUGGCCUAAUGAAUUCACGUAUGAAUAAUCCUGUUACAAGACGACACAGCGGUCCAACUAUAAAGUGAACGUGUAAUUAAUUGUACAAGUCUAUUUUUGUUUUAUACAUAUUGUACGUCGCAGAUGUUUUAAUCAAAAAUGGUGCUAAAUCAGUAAUUGUUUAUAUGAAAGGGUGUGUAUGUAUUUCGUUACAAUAUUUUUGUUAAUGCGUGAGUACUCUUUAAUUGUGUACGUGAUGCGAGUAGAAAAUCCUGGACAAACUCUUGACAUUCGUCUUGGGCGGUGUUAAAUCGACUGUGAUGAUAAUCAGCAGGUUAGUGCUACUCCCAAAGUUAAAAUGAGACUUACGGAAAUUUAGGUUAUGUUCUGUAUAUAGCGACUAGGCAUCGCAUGAAGUUAUAUUCUUUUCUUUUCUUACAGAAAUUAGCAACCCUCUUUCUAAUAACUGUGUGCCAUAAAUUGCCAAAGACUUAAUAUAUUAAUAGCUUUUUGACUUUUUUUGUUGUUGGUAUUAUUAAAAUCAGUGAGUGAACCAGAUAUUUAAGGCCUUUUUGCAUAAGCAGAAAAAGAAAUUUCACAUUAAGAUGUUCUGUAGAUUUUUCUUCUGGUUUAUGUUAAUUAAUUAUGAAAAAAAACAAAAUUACUUUCACAAAUUAAUCAUUAUUUUCUCACUACUUUUACAUGGCUGCCUAAAAUUUUACAGUACAUAAACUGCAAAGAAAUAAUUUCAUAUUUUGAUGUCCACAACAAAUGUCCUUCCACUUUUCCAUAGCUUUUUCUCACUCCAUUACGUCCCGUCAUGUUAUCUAUUUAACCACAGCGACCAGCGUUUUCUUAAAUUGUGUUUUAUUCCUUUUUGUUUAAAUUUCUGUAUCACGUAAAUCUUUUGGAUUAUAAUAUUAAUUGUAAUAUUACUAUAUACGUAAUAGGCCUGAAAUAUUUUGAUUAUUUCGAGAAAUUAUUAAUAUUUAAAUUAAUUUAAUAAAAUAACCAAAGAUUCUUUUGAUUUAUAUUCAUAUUAAUUUACUUAAUAAGUGGGUUUAGUUGGGUUUCAUAUAACAGCUAGUCAAUUUAGUGAUAUCAAACUGACACAUGUUUGAAACAUGCAAAAAUGCGAACGGAAUGGUAAUGACUCUCAAAUUACUGAAUGUUUAAUGUUCCAAAGUAAUGCACGUAAAUCUGAGGUUAUUCACGUCUAGGUUUUGCAAGAUUGAAAUUUUAUUCGUAAUGUUUAAUGAUUACAUUUCUUUAACAUAUUAAUCUAAUGGUUUUUAAAUGUUUGAAUGUUGAUGUUGGCAGCUCACAGAUGUGUUACAAACUUUAACAAAAAAAAAAUCUCAUAAAAUAUUUCACAGUAAGACGAGUGUGGUGUAUAUAUAUCAGAUUAUUUUAUUUAAUGUGUACAGAAAUUAAGAUGCACAGUUUAUACACAGGAUGAGGCCUGCUUCGAGGUCAGUGGCGAUGUUCGUGUUGGUAGCUUGACAAUCCAGUCGUUCACAUGUACAACCACUCGUAAUACAAUGUACUGCUUCUCUAUAUAUCAUGCACUACACUGCAUUACUUUAGUUGAUUAAUUUUGUUAUUUUAUAUUAGAGUGUGUACAUAUUUUCUUAGUCCAUUGUAUAAUGUCUUAUUUUUGUAACAAACACGUACACUCAGUUGUGGUAUUUGAGAAGUUAAAAUUUAUCAUUUACCGUGUAGAAAUUUGUUAAAACUUCAAACUUGGGUGUAUUAACGUUUGAAACUCCCUUUUCUUCUCAGUAAAAUGACACGACUUUCCAUUAUAAAAUUAAUGUGGAAUGUUUUUUGGAGAAUUGUGUUUGAAAUUGAUUUCUCUUUUAUAAGCAUAAGCAACCGAAUUUAAUAAAUAAUAAUUUCAUCGUAACAAACUUUCAAGUCCGUACAUAACCUAAAUGUGAUAUCGCUAUGAGAAAUCAGUAGAAACAGUUCAUUUUGAAACUCCGUAAAGUGUAUGAUAUAAACAUGUUUGAUUCUGAUUAGGUAAUGCUAUUUACUGGAAACAAACACGUUUAAUACAUUUUCUUGGUCUUAAUUGAACCACAUUAUGUGGUCCAUAUUUCCUAACCUACAAACAUUUUAAGUACGGUAACUACUGCACGGAAAAAGUACAUUCAUAAACAAAUCUUAGGUGAUUAAUCUGUCCAUGAUGCAGAUAGAUCACUUAAAACUAAGUCAGUGUUGUCUCUGAUGGCCAAAGUUUUAAUUAAUUACGUUUUCUGAAAGUCUGUAUUAACUAAUUAUAAUCUACUGUCAACCAUUCCUUAUGCUUUAAGAGCUCUGGAUCAGAAGAGGUUGAAUUUGUGCCAAAACCUUCUUUGACGCAAAGUAAAUUGACGUAAAUGCAUCUGAUCUCAUUUUUUAUUCCUUAAAAAACAAAUCAAACUGCGAAGUAUAACUUAUUCCUGUUAAAAUAUAUUAUUAUUAUUAUCAUCACAUGUUCUGAAAUAAUUAAUUGGAGAUUUAGUUUCCGUAUUUCUUAAUUAUUAGUUCAAUAAUUAAUUGCUAAUUCUAUAUAAAAGCUUAAAAAAAUAAUUGUGGGUUUCCACUUAUAAAUUUCACGUAUAAGAAUUGAAAGUGAUUUAAAUCAGAUGUUGAAAUUAUUUGAAACAGGAAACCAUCGUAACACAGAAUAUUAAUUUAAUUUCAAUUAAAAAUCUCGUCAUCUUGACUAAGAAGAAGUUUGCGACGAGACUGACAAUUGAAUUGUAUUUGUUAAUUAUUAAUAGCAUCUGUUCUUUGAUUAAUAUGUCAGCAAACAGAGGACACUGUAAUACUUUUGUGAAACUUUUUUCUCGCUAAUGAUGGAAUAGAUCGUAAUAAAAUCAAAUGUCUACUUUUGAACCCGUCAUACUGAAGUUAAGUUUAUAAAAGACAUUUAAUUUAAUAUUCAGCUUAGAUGACGAAAAUGUUCACUUCGUCUAAAGUAGUAACAGAUGAAGGUCACUAAUUGUUCACCAAUACUACUUCAAGGUCAUCAAAUUUGAAAUUCAUCUGAGCCUGUUUUUGUCAGCGUCAAGGUCAUUGAAAUUUUCCUUCCCUCUUUAAGCGUGAAGCCGAUUACGUUACGGUAUUUGUAAAUGUAGGCUAAUGCCAGAAUUUUAUAGAAACUUUCUAGUUUAUGCCCACAAUAAAACAAAAUCACGUCUGGAAUGUAAAAUUCUUUGUUGUAAAAUUACUUUUUAUGAGAAUUUGAAUGAAUGUUGGCGUAUUCUGUAUGUUAGUGACUGUUUUAAAACCUCUCUCUGAUACUAUGGUGAUAGUAUUUCGUGAAGAAAUGAGAAAUGGAAAGUCAACAUCUUCAUUAAAAUUAAUAAUUGAGAAUGUUAGUCCAGGAUAUUCUAAAUCAAAUGUAUGAAUGAAUUAAUUUCUUUGUGAAAGAAUAAACACGUAUUUUGAAUGGUGAACAUUUAUGUAUAAUAUAUAAUUCAGUUAAAUGUUCUUGAAAAAUGUAAAUUAUGUUAAUUUAUUCACACACACUAAAUAUAAAUUUUAUAUAAUUAUUUUUUAAAUUGUAACAUGUACAUCUAGUCUGUUUGAUGAUCAAUAACUUGUACAUAUUUAGUUACAUGGAUUGUUUUUCAAAGAUAAUUUUAAAUAAACAAUGGUUGUGCUUCUUUUGUUUA
Molecule: messenger RNA, 8006 nt
Organism: Zootermopsis nevadensis
Lineage: Eukaryota; Metazoa; Arthropoda; Insecta; Blattodea; Termopsidae
Source: RefSeq, a predicted model, not a curated record